Messenger RNA from Owenia fusiformis, 1425 nucleotides. The record is from the annotation of a GenBank genome assembly. Lineage: Eukaryota; Metazoa; Annelida; Polychaeta; Sabellida; Oweniidae.
CUCGAGACUUAUGAAAUUUUGUUUUCCAUCAUGAGGGAUGUUAGCGCUUAUUUAGCUGAGCAGCAAACGAAGACUAAGGGAGAUAUUGCCACAACUUUCAGUAAUUUAGAGACGCUAUAUAAUAAGAAAUUAUGGCAUCAACUGACUCUGGAGCUACAGGAAUUUGUAAAAAAUCCUUACUUUGACAAAGGGACUGGACUGAUAGAGUUAUAUGAGCAUUUCCUGGCUGACUUUGAGCACAGAAUCAACCCAUUGUCCCUUGUAGAAAUACUCAUGUACGUCAUAAAACAAAUACAAGAUCCAAAUGAAGCCUCUUCAUUCCUUGACAAACUAAAAGACAAAGUUAAGGCCAGUACUGAAGCAACAGUUCUCUGUCUCACAGCCAUAGGAACAAUAUUUCUCAGGCAGAAGAACUUAGAAGAAACAAAGAAACUUGUAGAAGAUACAGACCAACUUCUAGAGACUAUAGAUGGCGUUACCUCAGUUCACGGAAGAUUUUACGAACUUUCCAGCAAUUACCACAAGUUAAUGGGGAACCAUGCUGAGUAUUAUAAAGAUGCUCUGCGUUUUCUAGGAUGUAUUGAUCUCAAGGAAAUUCCAGUUUCAGACCAGUUAGAGAGGGCAUUUAAUCUUGCCCUGGCUGCCCUACUGGGGGAGGGGGUGUACAACUUUGGAGAGCUGUUGGCUCACCCUAUACUAGACACACUGAGGAAUACAGAAAAACAAUGGCUUGUGGACACUCUGUAUGCUUUCAAUAGUGGAGAUCUGGCCAAAUUCCAAGCAUUAAAGCCACAAUGGCAGACACAACCAGAUCUUGCAGCUCAGGAGAUUCCUCUCAGACAGAAAAUCUCUUUACUGUGUCUAAUGGAGAUGACCUUUAAAAGACCAGCCAAUAACAGACAACUAUCCUUUGAAGAAAUCUCAGCAGAAACCAAGCUGCCAUUAGGCGAAGUUGAACUCCUGGUCAUGAAGGCACUGUCGCUUCAAUUAGUGAAGGGUAGAAUUGACCAAGUUGACCAGAAGGUGCAGAUGACCUGGGUACAACCAAGGGUACUAGAUCUACAACAGAUCGCCACCAUGCAGAUGCGAUUGAAUCAGUGGAUCACAGAUGUCAAAUCAAUGGAAAUGUUAUUGGAGAGUAAAGCACAGGACAUUCUAACGCUAUAGGAGUAACAUCACCAGGACUAAAAUUACUUAUAUUGAUUAGUAAAAGAACUAGAACCCCUGGUGAUUAGAAGAAUUUCUGAGAAUUAUAAUUUCACAGAUUAAGAGUACAUGUACCUGGGAUUAAGAUCUCCAGAGAUUGAAACAAGAUGCAAUCUAUGUUAUCAUUAACUAAUAUUACCAGAAUAAGAAUGUUAAAAAUAAUCAGGGGCUGUGAUGAUGGAUUAAAAUUCCUUUAAUAUCUGAGUGCAGGGAGUAGCC